CCUGCGUCCUCCACCGUAAACUUCCGUGGCGGGAAAACUUGGGAAGUUUUCGCGCCAGGGCGGAGUCACGCGGGUUUUUCGGCACGGUUUGGCGGCCGGCGAUUUCGGGGCAGCGGCAUGGCGGGCACCGUAGUGCUGGACGACGUGGAGCUGCGGGAGGCGCAGAGAGACUACUUGGACUUCCUGGAUGACGAGGAAGACCAGGGAAUUUACCAGAACAAAGUUCGGGAGCUGAUCAGUGACAACCAGUACCGGCUGAUUGUCAGUGUGAAUGACCUGCGCAGGAAAAAUGAGAAGAGGGCUAACCGCCUCCUGAACAAUGCUUUUGAGGAGCUGGUUGCCUUCCAGCGGGCCUUGAAGGACUUCGUGGCCUCCAUUGAUGCAACCUAUGCCAAACAGUACGAGGAGUUCUACAUAGGUUUGGAGGGCAGCUUUGGCUCAAAGCACGUCUCCCCCCGGACCCUCACCUCUUGCUUCCUCAGCUGCAUGGUCUGUGUGGAAGGCAUUGUUACUAAAUGCUCUCUAGUUCGUCCCAAAGUCGUUCGCAGUGUUCACUACUGUCCUGCCACUAAAAAGACCAUCGAGCGACGCUACUCUGAUCUCACCACCCUGGUGGCUUUCCCGUCCAGUUCUGUUUAUCCCACAAAGGAUGAGGAGAACAACCCCUUGGAGACAGAGUACGGCCUGUCUGUCUACAAGGACCACCAGACCAUCACCAUCCAGGAGAUGCCGGAGAAGGCCCCUGCUGGUCAGCUUCCUCGCUCUGUGGACGUCAUUCUAGACGAUGAUCUGGUGGAUAAAGUGAAACCUGGGGACAGAAUACAGGUGGUGGGGACCUACCGCUGCCUUCCAGGGAAGAAGGGCGGCUACACCUCGGGGACCUUCAGGACCGUCCUGAUCGCCUGCAACGUGAAGCAGAUGAGCAAGGAUGUGCAGCCUGCGUUCUCCGCUGACGACAUAGCCAAGAUCAAGAAGUUCAGCAAAACACGUUCCAAGGAUGUCUUCGACCAGCUGGCCCGCUCACUGGCCCCUAGCAUUCAUGGGCACGACUAUGUCAAGAAGGCAAUCCUCUGUUUGCUCCUGGGAGGGGUGGAGCGAGAGCUGGAAAAUGGCAGCCACAUCCGUGGAGACAUCAACAUUCUCCUCAUAGGUGACCCAUCUGUUGCCAAGUCCCAGCUUCUGCGGUAUGUGCUUUGCAUGGCACCCAGGGCCAUUCCCACCACUGGCCGGGGCUCGUCUGGAGUGGGUCUUACGGCUGCCGUCACUACAGACCAGGAAACAGGGGAGCGUCGCCUGGAAGCCGGUGCCAUGGUCCUGGCUGACCGAGGAGUGGUUUGCAUUGAUGAGUUUGACAAGAUGUCUGACAUGGAUCGCACAGCCAUCCACGAGGUGAUGGAGCAGGGUCGAGUGACUAUUGCAAAGGCUGGCAUCCACGCUCGCCUCAAUGCCCGCUGCAGUGUUCUGGCAGCUGCCAAUCCGGUCUAUGGCAGGUAUGAUCAGUAUAAGACUCCCAUGGAGAACAUUGGACUUCAGGAUUCGCUGCUGUCACGAUUUGACCUGCUCUUCAUCAUGCUGGAUCAGAUGGAUCCUGAACAGGAUCGGGAAAUCUCAGACCACGUCCUUAGGAUGCACCAGUACAGAGCCCCAGGGGAGCAGGAUGGUGAUGCUUUGCCCUUGGGUAGUUCAGUGGAUAUCCUAGCCACAGAUGAUCCUGACUUUGCCCCGGAUGACCAACAAGAUACCCGGAUUUAUGAGAAGCAUGACAACCUUCUACAUGGGAGCAAGAAGAAAAAGGAGAAGAUGGUGAGUGCAGCUUUCAUGAAGAAAUACAUCCACGUGGCCAAAAUCAUUAAGCCCAUCCUGACACCAGAGUCAGCAGCCUACAUUGCGGAAGAGUACUCGCGCCUGCGCAGCCAGGACAGCAUGAGCUCCGACACUGCCCGGACAUCUCCAGUGACAGCGCGGACACUGGAGACGCUGAUUCGACUGGCCACGGCCCACGCGAAGGCCCGGAUGAGCAAGACUGUGGAACUGCAGGAUGCAGAGGAAGCCGUGGAGCUGGUUCAGUAUGCUUACUUCAAGAAGGUUCUGGAGAAGGAGAAGAAACGUAAGAAGCCAAAUGAGGAUGAAUCAGACCUGGAAGAUGAAGAGGACAAGAGCCAGGAAGACCCCGAGCAGAAGCGGAAGAGGAGGAGGACGGAUGCCACCGAGGAUGGGGAGGCCUUUGACCCUUACGACUUCCGUGAAGCAGAGAAGGAGAUGCCUCAAGUGCACACUCCGAAGACCGACGAUUCUCAGGAGUCCAAGGAAUCUCAGAAAGUGGAGCUGAGCGAGUCCAGGUUGAAGGCUUUCAAGGCGGCCCUUUUGGACGUGUUCCGAGAAGCUCACGCGCAGUCUGUGGGCAUGAACCAACUCACAGAAUCCAUCAAUCGGGAUAAAGAAGAGCCCUUCUCCUCAGAGGAGAUCCAGGCUUCCCUGAGCAGGAUGCAGGAUGACAACCAGGUCAUGGUGUCUGAGGGCAUUGUCUUCCUUAUCUGAGCGGGGCGUAUCUGAAGUCGCUCCUGCCGAGGACCGCCCUGUCUCUGCCUUUGGCUGCCUUGUCCAGUGAACUGUUUCAAUGAUGGAAGUGGGGAGCUGGGUGAUGAUGAUCAGGACUUGGUGGAAAGCUUUGAGAAUGACAGCUGCUGUGGGCCAAGAGCUCUGAGGGAAGGCCUGGACUCUGUCAGAAUGCCUGGGUCACACCCCUUCCAGUCCUCAACGAUGGAAAGAAGGUUAUUCUGUGACUUGUGUUUUGGGGGCACAGCUGUUUUCUGCUUAUUGCUUGUUUUUAGUUCCUCCCCACCUCCCCCCAAGCACUUGAGUCCAGGAGAAGCCUGAGCUCUGUUGUGCCAGAGCAGCUCAAGCAGAUCACAAAGGUGGGUUGGAGAGAGCUUCCCCUGCAGUUCAGUUAGACUAAUGUGUAACAUGUGUUGUUGACCUAAAUAUCCAAGACGUGACAUUGAGUAAAUAUGACUAUUUUAUACAUGUGGACUUUA
Peromyscus californicus insignis is the source of this 3035-nucleotide messenger RNA. RefSeq names its product minichromosome maintenance complex component 3 (gene Mcm3). Gene Ontology annotation, cellular component: nucleus; MCM complex. The coding region runs from base 118 to 2538 and encodes 806 amino acids. The transcript is spliced from 17 exons. NCBI's taxonomy places the organism in Eukaryota, Metazoa, Chordata, Mammalia, Rodentia, Cricetidae. Gene Ontology annotation, biological process: double-strand break repair via break-induced replication; DNA strand elongation involved in DNA replication; mitotic DNA replication initiation. Gene Ontology annotation, molecular function: ATP hydrolysis activity; ATP binding; single-stranded DNA helicase activity. The record is from RefSeq and is a predicted model, not a curated record.